Messenger RNA from Sesamum indicum (sesame), 741 nucleotides. Lineage: Eukaryota; Viridiplantae; Streptophyta; Magnoliopsida; Lamiales; Pedaliaceae. The record is from RefSeq and is a predicted model, not a curated record.
AUGGGGGAGAAUGUUUCUGCAAUUCUCCAACGGAAACUAGCCCCAAAAUGCAAGGAUCUAGGUACGUUUUCUAUACCUUGUAAAAUUGGUGUGAUUGGAAUAAAGAGGGCAAUGUGUGACCUUGGAGCUUCUAUAAAUGUUAUGCCCCUCACCAUUUUUGAGUCCUUCAAUGUUGGUCCCUUAAAGGAAACAGAGGUAAAUGAAUUAGCAUUUCUCGCCGAGUUUUACGUGUUGGAUAUGAGGGAGGACAACUGCCCCAAUUCCACAUCAAUCCUGCUAGGAAGACCGUUCCUCAAGACAGCUAGAACAAAAAUUAAUGUGCAUAGUGGAAGUCUCACCAUUGAAUUCGACGGUGAAAUCAUAAGAUUCAACAUUUAUGAAUCCAUGAGGUAUCCGACUGAUUUACCUACCGCUUUUCUUGUAGAUAUUUUUGACCCUCUCAUGCAGGAUUCCACAACAAUUAACGAUGAGGACCAUGUGAAGUACAGAUUGGAAGAAAGCCUCACGUUAGAGAAAGCAAAAAUUUUGGAAGAAAACAUGAUCAUAGAUCCGAACAUCGGUGACACCGUCCAUGAACUCGGAGCUCAUGAAACUUUACCUCCCAAUGUUGCUUUCAUUGAAUUACCUUAUUCUCACACCAAAAUUGUUCCCUCUAUAUUGCAGGCGCCCACAUUGGAAUUGAAGGAGUUGACAAACACCUUAAGUAUGCCAUCUUGGGGGAGAACAAAAUAUUACCGAUAA